GCAUCAUCGAUCAGACCCCCAAAUGAAUGCUGACUUGGCGUCAGCAGCGCCCGGACUAUUUCGGGACGGUCAUGCCCGGGCGUUGCUGGGUGAAAAAUCACUUCGCAACGUCCUUCAGCUUCUUCUCCGACAAGCUUCUGCUUCAUCCUAGUGUAUUAUCCUCCACUCCAUCCCUCAACUUCCGUUCCGUAUCACACCGGCAAGAUGAGCGCGACAACAGCCGCUCCCGCUGUGGCCAAAUCUGAGCCUCAGAAGCUGACCGGCUUGAACCUCUACUCGCGUUUCGCUUUCGCCGGCGCCGUCUGCUGUUCCGUCACCCACGGUGGCCUCACCCCCGUCGAUGUAGUCAAGACCCGUAUCCAGCUCGACCCUGUCACCUACAACCGCGGCCUGAUCGGUGGCUUCCGCCAGGUCAUCCAGAAUGAAGGUGCCGGCGCCCUGCUCACCGGCGCUGGCCCUACGUUCGCCGGUUACUUCCUGCAAGGUGCGCUGAAGUUCGGUGGCUACGAGUUCUUCAAGCAGCAGUCGAUCAACACGAUCGGCUACGAGAAUGCCAGAGACAACCGUAUCGCCGUUUACUGUGUUUCGUCCGCCUUUGCCGAGUUCUUCGCCGAUAUAGCCCUCUGCCCGCUCGAGGCCACUCGCAUCCGCUUGGUCUCGGAGCCGACCUUUGCCAGUGGCCUUGUCUCUGGCUUCGGCAAGAUCGCCCGCCAGGAGGGUCUCGCCGGUUUCUACUCCGGCUUUGGGCCCAUCCUGUUCAAGCAGGUCCCAUACACCAUGUCGAAGUUCGUCGUCUACGAGAAAGUCGCCGAGUUCGCCUACGCCAACUUCUUCGACAAGGAGAAGACCAGCGACGGCAUGCAGACCGCCAUCAACCUUGGUUCUGGUCUGAUUGCCGGUUUCGCCGCCGCUAUUGUCUCGCAGCCCGCCGAUACCAUGCUCUCCAAGAUCAACAAGACCAAGGGCCUCCCCGGCGAGGGCACGACCAGCAGACUGAUCAAGAUCGCUAAGGAGCUUGGUCUCCGUGGCUCUUUCAGCGGUAUUGGCGCUCGUCUGGUCAUGGUUGGUGCUCUGACUGCUGGACAGUUUGCCAUCUACGGUAAGUAUCGAAUGGUUGCAUCGUUUGGCGAGCAUUGAUCGAUGAUUGCUAACCCUUGUUCUUUUGUAGGUGACCUCAAGAAGGCCAUGGGCGCUGUAAGUCACCCCGAUGAAUCCUGCAGAAAGUGUUACUGACCAUUGAACUAGGUUGGAGGUGUCGAGAUCGCAAA
Molecule: messenger RNA, 1268 nt
Organism: Aspergillus pseudonomiae
Lineage: Eukaryota; Fungi; Ascomycota; Eurotiomycetes; Eurotiales; Aspergillaceae
Product: mitochondrial carrier domain-containing protein
Exons: 3
Coding region: 205-1137 (310 amino acids)
Biological process (GO): mitochondrial phosphate ion transmembrane transport
Cellular component (GO): mitochondrial inner membrane
Molecular function (GO): phosphate transmembrane transporter activity
Source: RefSeq, a predicted model, not a curated record